AUGCCAAUGAAAUAUAAACCAGCUGCUGAAGGUAAAGCCAUCACUCCUCCACUUUUAGCUGAAUCACCAGGUAAAAACUCAUUCUUAGGUGAUGUUUUCGUUUCUGAUGAAACUGAUGAUAAGAAAAUGAGUUGUGGUUUCUACAGACAAGAAUCUGGUGAACCAUUAGUCUAUACUUAUACUUAUGAUGAAAUGAAAGUCUUCUUAGAAGUUGAAGGUGAAUACACCAUCACUGAUGAAACCGGUUACAAAGUCACUGUCUCCCCAGGAGAUGUUUUCUUCUUCAACAAAGGUGCUACCAUCACUUUCGAAACCACUGGUUAUGGUUUAGCUUUUUUCACUGGUUUAAGACCAGGUAUGUAA
Yamadazyma jaroonii is the source of this 363-nucleotide messenger RNA. Lineage: Eukaryota; Fungi; Ascomycota; Pichiomycetes; Serinales; Debaryomycetaceae. The record is from the annotation of a GenBank genome assembly.